AUGGACGCCCCAUUUAAAGGAAGCAGGAAACCUGUGCACAUCCUGAGAACUCGCCGGCCAGAGGCCUGUGAAGGAGCGCAGUGGUCAGGCAGGAGAAGCAGUCAAAUCCAGGCUGAAACCAUCCUGGAGGGUCUUGAGGCUGGCUUACCCCAGGCUGUGAAUAGUGGGCUCAGCCUAGUCCCCGCUCCUGGGUUAGUGCUCACGUUCCCCUCUGCCCACUCAGGGCCUGGAGGAAUGACCUCAGAGCCCCCACCAACCAGGCUCAGGAAGGCAUUCCUAGCUCAGAGUACCCUCCUGGAGUCUACACUGGAAGGGGCUCCUGAGUGGGCUGCCCCACACCGCGAGGAGCAGAGGCGCAGUCCUCCCGCGUGCUCCCAGCACACUCCACCCCUGCCCAGCACACCCAGGGGGCCCCCACCUUGCCCACCUGGGGGGAACCACCCACUCUGCCCCCGCUCAGGGAGUGCUGGUGGCCGCUGCUCUAUCCCCUCCCUCCCUUCCUCUUCCACCUUCUCUCUCUUCUCAUCUGGGUGCUGGAACCCAAGCGUGAAACUGAGAGUCAGAAAUCAGUCUCAAGGCAGAGAGGGGCAGCUAAUUUAAAACGGCUUCUACUCCGGCCGCCAGUGUGACCAAUCUCCUUCUCUUCGCUCUACAGGUCUAUAAAUGGGCCACAGCAGGCACCCCUUUUUAAAUCUGUAAAAUCCCCAAAUCCAUUAAAAGUGACUUCAGAGGUCCCAGAUAGGGACCAACAUUUGUUUAAA
Messenger RNA from Symphalangus syndactylus (siamang), 761 nucleotides. RefSeq lists its product as uncharacterized. Lineage: Eukaryota; Metazoa; Chordata; Mammalia; Primates; Hylobatidae. The record is from RefSeq and is a predicted model, not a curated record.